GCAUUCAAGACGUGAAACCCAAAAAAAUAUGCGUUUACUAUCAAUCUUGUUACUCAGCCUUUGUCUGUGCCUCAGCCUGAGCGCUGGCAUGGCACGGCGACUGCAGCGUGAGGCAAGUGCGGCACCAGAACCAGCUCCAGCUCCAGCACCGGAGCCAGAACCCGCGCCUGAGCCAGCGGCUGCUCCAUUGCCAGAGCCAGCUCCAGCGGGGAACGAGGACAAGGAGAUCUUUAUAUCGGAUGCGACGACAACAUCAAAGCCACUGGGAACAGCCUCGAUCAAGUCGCGGGCAAUUAGCAUGGAUCGUGGCCUCUGCCAGGAGCGAUCACGCUAUCAUCCACAUUUUCCCAAAUGCCAUCAAUUCUGCAAGCGACUGGAGCAUUGGAUUGGCCAGUGUUGGCGUGAGGAUUGUCACUGCAUCUCUUAAAUUGAGAAAUCACUUCCAAGAAGUCGCCCAUUACUUUGCACUUAACUCAAAUUUGAUAUGCCUAACAAUGAUGAACUUUGCUGUACUUAGAUGCGAGUGCUUAUUAAAGUUGCAACAAGUUUUCCCUGCCA
Drosophila sulfurigaster albostrigata is the source of this 558-nucleotide messenger RNA. RefSeq names its product nematocyst expressed protein 3-like. The transcript has a single exon. The coding region runs from base 29 to 427 and encodes 132 amino acids. The record is from RefSeq and is a predicted model, not a curated record. NCBI's taxonomy places the organism in Eukaryota, Metazoa, Arthropoda, Insecta, Diptera, Drosophilidae.